CCCAACAGCAGCAGCGGCCCGUACGGCUCGCAGGACUCGGUACACAGCAGCCCCGAGGACGGCGGCGGCAGCAGGGACCGGCCGGCGGGCGGGGGCCCCGGCGGACCGCGCCUGGUGAUCGGCUCCUUACCAGCUCACCUCUCGCCGCACAUGUUUGGAGGAUUUAAGUGCCCCGUAUGCUCAAAAUUUGUACCCUCAGAUGAAAUGGAUUUGCAUCUUGUGAUGUGUUUAACAAAGCCAAGGAUAACCUAUAAUGAGGAUGUACUGAGUAAAGACGCUGGGGAGUGUGCAAUAUGCCUUGAAGAAUUGCAGCAGGGAGAUACCAUAGCACGGCUGCCUUGUCUAUGCAUCUAUCAUAAAGGCUGCAUAGAUGAAUGGUUUGAAGUAAAUAGGUCUUGCCCGGAGCACCCUUCAGAUUAAGCAUCAGCUUCCUGUUUUAUAGGUUUUCUUGUCUUUUCAAGAUGCUUGAAACGCUGAGAGGAGAUGAGGAUAUGUCUCUGGAAAAAGAAAACAAAUCUGCAGGCAUACUCAGCCAGAAAUCUGAGUUCUGUGAGACUGGGUGAUGCAGAGAUGGACAAUCACACAGGGGAAAAUCUCUGCCGAAGAGAGGGCGGUUGCCACAAAACUCAGUGUACCAAACAUGCAUAUAGAGGACACACAGGAAUUUUGAAAAUGCUGCACAUCCCUUACUAGUCAUCUACAUAGGUAAUACUGAGAAACAUUUUGUAUUCAGACGCCAAAGUUAACUGAUUUACAAGUUGAUUUUAUUAAGUUCUCUAGCGCUGCGCAACUAAGUUGUGCUUGACUUGGUUUUUUGUUUGGGGUCACUUUAUUUUCCCCCAACAUGAUGUUUCUGUAUUCAUCUGUUAUUAAACCGAAGGCCAUAUAAUGUACUUCCUUCAAAUUAAAGUCUUAAAUGUGAAACCAAGAAAUGUAAUCAAGCAGUAAAACGUUCUCUGAAUGUAGACCAUGAUCUCAAGUUCUUCUAAUUUUUUUCCCCCAAGAGCGGAACAUAGACUUCUGCAUAGGACAGCUAAAAUAUGUUAGCAUUUUAAAUUCAAGGUUUAACAUUAUCAGAAUGCAGUCCAAAGAGUAAAUCAAGUCACAUAAUUACAUCUUAAUGAAUGAAGUCUAAGAUUGUCUAUUGAAUUGCAAUUUAUUACAUAACAUUAUUUCCUCUUAAGUAAAACUGCUCAGUAGUUAAUCAGUAAUGAAUCGUCUUGCAGCUAUGCAACUUUUUAAAAAAUACAAAUUACCAAUUUUAAGUGCUGCCAGCUAUAAUAACUUUGUUUUAACGGGUAUUUUUGUUGGUUAUUUUUAUGUAAUUAUUUUAUUGUGCUUUGCAUCUCCAGACAGUUUUCCCACAUUUGGGUAGAAUGUUUAGCAGGUUGUAAACUUAGUCAUUUAUGAAAAGGGUAAAAUAAAAUUUUCUUGAGUGGGACUUGGAAUAAUUUGAGGGAUAUUUUGUAUACUUUUAAAAAUCAAUUUAAUUGGGAUGCCAGAUUUAUAGCAAUUUGCAUCUUUAAUUUUCCAGAUACUCUGGAAGUUAGUGUUUGAUAAAUGAUUUUUUAAAGCAAAUACGAAGAUUUUGUUAAUUUAUAAUUUAUUAAUGUGUUAUUACUGUAAUUUAACAUGUUAUAGAGACUUUUAAAUUCAGUCUUGUGUAGAAAGAAAUGUAUUAAGCAAAAUUAUGUGAAUAAAUAUUCCCACAAAAUACAUCUGAAUGGUUAAAAAAUACUGGAAGAGAGCUGUCAGGUCUAUAAUAGUGAAUGUCUUUUUUUUUUUUUUUUUUUUUUUGGAUCUAAAAAGAUACCAAUAAGCAGAUUUCUUAUUUUCAACAUACAGGGAAAAUGUUAGCAGUGAACAUUUAAGCAGUGCACUUUACUUGGUAGAAUUGAAAGCUGCACAGUACUGUUUCCUUAUUUUAAGCCCUCUUUAAUGUAUUUUUAAGUAUUUGCUUUUCUAUUUAAUGCUGCUACUCUUACUCUCAAAUGUUUUCCCUAUUCUGCUUCUGUUUUCAUAUUUUUUGAAAGGGCAUGUACAGGAGCAACUGCUGCUACCCAGAAAAAUUGGUGUUUUAGAAACAGUUGAAAGAAUUUUUCAUUGCUUUCCGUGUGAUUCCAGACCAGAUAACAUUUCCCCUAAAGUUAUGCUGUGAAAUGUCUUUUGUGAUGCUGCAAUGGACUGAAGCGUCCCAAACCUCCGUUGUGACAGCUGACAGCGCGGUUUCAUAGGUGCUCUCUGAACCAGUGAUGGGACAUCCUCCUCCCUUAAGGAACAUCUUCCUUCCUUCAGUUUUCUUCUGUUAUCGUGAAAUCUUAGCAUGAAUCCAUUUUGUUUAUACGUUUUUAAUUUUGUAAGCUUCCCACACCGAACACACGUACCCACCCACCCCAGGAAAGACCUCUUAGAAUAUUGUGAAUGGUUCCUUUUUUUCUACUACUGGCAUAUUGUUAUGGUAAGAAUUGUUCUGUUGUCUUCCAUUCUUCAAGGCAAAGGUUAACUCUAGCUGUGGGAGUGACAUAUUAAUAUUCUCCUGGAAGUUGAUUUUGAUAUGAUUUACUCAUGGACUUUUUAAUUUUCAUAGACAUUAGUUCUUUUCCUUCUGUAUCCUGUACCCUGUCAACCUCUCUCUUUCAGCCUCUGACUGUCAUACGGUUCUGUGCUGCAGCUGCUAUGGUGGAAGAAAGUCCAGUGUUUGCUAGUGUCAAGUGCUACUUGAUUAUUGUAUUUGUCUAGGACAGCAUUUACUUAAAAUCUGUUUGUAGCAAUCCCUUUUGUGUUAAAAUUGACAGAGGUUAGCAUUUUUUACUUUAGGUUCAUUCUCCAUCAGUGACUCCCUAGAAGGAAGAAUUCAGGAAUUGGAAAGAAAAUGUUUUUUAUAACCCAGAUGCUGUGGUUCUCAUUCAGAGUCAAAGUUGCUACUCUGGAAAAUAUUAUAACAUUUUACAUAAUGUCACUUACAAUAUUUAUAUACCUGUAUGUGGACACUGAAUAGUGUAAGUAGGAUAUAAAAAUCACUUUAGCUAUUUAAAGGUGUUGCUUGAAACUACUGACCACUGAAUAUUACAGAGCAAAAUAAAGAUUGAAAACCUAGCUAUCAAAUUGGUGAUAGCCUUCUAGAAUCUUUGUAAAUACAAGAUCGCACUUGCGUGUAUAGAAAGCAAUAUGUUCUGAAAUCUCACUCUAGUGCCACUCUUCCUAAUGGAUUUAUUGCCAAUUUUGACUCAUUUUACUUGGAUCUGGCUUUUUGAAUAUUGUUAUUGCCAGAAUGUACAAGAAAGAGUAAAGUUACUCUAUCUUUUGGCUUUUUGCCAUAGAAAUUAGCUAAGCCUAGUCUUAAUCUAUGUUUUUCAGAUCUGGUUAUAAAUCCGAUAUAGAUUGUGUUUUGAGAGCAGUGUUUGUGAUUGAAAUAUAAAUAAUGGAUUCUGUAACUGAUUUUUUUGUGGUAGCUGAACAACAUUUAAAAGGCCAUGUUGUUGUUAGCUGUUGCACGGUCUCUGGGUUUUGGUUUCUUUGUACAAAUCUUCUGGGUUUUUUAAGUGAUACAUAGUUAUUUUCGUUCUCACCUGCCUAACACUUUAUUAGACUGUAGCCCAAAAUGCCCGAGGAGCAUCGUCAGCAUAUUUUCAAUGUGUAUUUUGAAAAAAUUUCAGGUUCACAAAUGUUUUCGUGAAAAUGACAGAUUCCUUUUCAAAGCUUCUUUUACUUUCUCAGUUUGGUGUAGUGAAGUUUAAGAGCAAUCAUUUAAAUUAACACACUAUAGCAAGCCUAAGAGACAUGUCUUUAAAUGAAAAAGACAGUAAAUUAAAUGUAAAUAUUACCUAAUUAUAUUUACUAACUUGGAGAGUCAAAGAAGGGAAAUUUCCUGACAAUAAACUACAUUCGAAUGAAGCAUGAAACUCUUGAAAAAUUAAUAAUUGAAUUUACUAUCUGAUUGACAUCCCUAUUAUGCGUUGAUAAUAUCCAGAUCACCCUGUUUUUUCACAGAGGAGUUUCCAUGUAAAUCAGAUUAUUGGGAACUUUGUAAAACUUCAUAGAGGUAAAUGUUGCUUAUUAAUUGUGAGUGCAAUCUGUGAGCUGCAGGAAAUCUUCUGGUUCAUUGGGGCCAUUUUCUUGUCAUUUGAUGUAUCCUGAGGUGAACUCAGUGCAUAUUGACAAUGUGUUAAAUGUGAAGUGUCCCUUGUUCUUGUACAGAUAUUUUCUAAGUAAAAAAAAAAAAGUUCUAGCAUGCCAAUAUUUUAUCUUUGACCCAUCGCCCCCUUUUUUUCUGAAAUGUGUAACUUCUGAUUUUUUCUUUAUGCUAUUGUGAAUGACAGUAGUUAAAUUAUUUUUUACUGUUCUACUGUCUAUUCUAGACCUUUUCAUUCUGAAACUAAAUUGCUACUUGAUUUUUUUUUAUUUUUUUGAGGAAAUUGCUACUUGGUAUACUCCUAGUAGAGCUUCUUAUUCAUGAACCGCUGAAUAGGUAAAACUUUUGGUAAUAAUUUACUCGGGCAAUACUUUGAGUGCCAUAUUCUGGGAAUGUUAUGCUUAAGCUGGGAAACUGAAUGUUCUGUUAAAAUCACCGAAUUCCUGAAUUGAAUGGGCAGUACCUUUGAAGUUCAGCUGAUUCUCUGGAAAGAACUAAAAGCAUUGAAGCAAACCAGAUAUGUUACUAUUAAGUUUUAGCUGAAAAUGCAAUAUUGCUAUACUUACGGCAACUGGUGUAUUUUCAGAUAUUAAGCCAUCAUUAAUUUUAGACCAAUGACUAAUAAUAAGAUAAGUUAUUGGUUGUUUAUAGAGAAGCAAAGAGCAGUAUGGCAUACACUCACAUCAUCUCAGAAAUGAAAAUUUUUAAAGGAAUAUUGCAAUAUUUUAUUAACUAGCAUUGUGCUUCUUAGCUCUGUCCUGGUCUUGAGGGCUCUAUCAGGGCUGCAAGUCUUAGAAAUGACUGAUUUCUCCUAUUAUUAAAUUCUCAUGCCUUCCCUUUUGGUUUGAUAUGCUGAGAUUGAUAGGUACUGAUGGUUUAUGUUGAUAAACUUACAGUUCUGCCUGUGCCCUGUUACCAGUGUACCUGGUGCUGGCAUCUUGAAAAGGUCAUGUUAUUAGUGAUAAGCAUUUUGAGCACGUGUGUGCAUAUAAUACAAUUAACAGACCCUAUAGGAAGAUCAAAAGAGAUUUUGAAAUUUGAUGAUGAUAUUGGUCUUUAUUACAGAAGUCCAUUACAUUUUCUUUCUUUCCAGUGAUUAUAUGAGUAUCAUUUUUUGGGAACAUCACAGUAAUAAUAUUUACUUCCAUUGGUUUGUUCAUGGUUUCAACAACUCUUCUGUAGUACCUCUUAAUUUCCUCUCUUAGAAAGUAUUUUUUUGUUAAAUAAGGUAUCAAAAGCAUCCAUCAAAAGAAAUCUAGACAGUGUAUUAGGAACAACUUGUAUUAGUAUGUUCUGAACUAAAAUGGAACAAUUCAUGAUGGAUAUUGUAAUAAAUAAAACUUCCAAAUGGUUUUGCCAAAUUAUCCUGUUAUUUAGAAGUAUAAAAUAAGAGAAUGCUUUCAAGGAAAUUUGUCAUAUCCUCUGUAAUGUCUAGAAGUUGGCAGUAUAUUAUAAUAAAACAGAAUUAUCUGAUUGCUGAAAGGUUACCAUGAA
Suricata suricatta (meerkat) is the source of this 5626-nucleotide messenger RNA. It is a transcript of the gene ZNRF2, whose product is annotated as zinc and ring finger 2. The annotation marks the transcript as partial. NCBI's taxonomy places the organism in Eukaryota, Metazoa, Chordata, Mammalia, Carnivora, Herpestidae. The transcript is spliced from 5 exons. The record is from RefSeq and is a predicted model, not a curated record.